AUGGCCUAUCGCAAACUCCUCCACCUGUCAGAUCACGGUGAUGUGCGCCUCAGUCAAAGGCCUUCCCGACGUGUCAGUGGCUCCCAUGACAUAAACUCCAUGCAGACUCGAAAUGGACCGAGAACCCUCACACAUGUUGCCAUUCGUCUCAUCUUGGCUCUUGAGGCCGUUACGAAGGAGGCAUUGUUGUCAAUGCUGCUUGCACACAUUGUGGCGCUUCCUCCUCACAUCAGGUAA
This is a messenger RNA of Hydatigera taeniaeformis, 237 nucleotides long. Lineage: Eukaryota; Metazoa; Platyhelminthes; Cestoda; Cyclophyllidea; Taeniidae. The record is from the annotation of a GenBank genome assembly.